AUGUGGGUAAAACUGCCCGUGCAUGGUAAGGGCGGUUUCUAGGGACAGAGUCCAAAGCUUUCUUUAGAUCUUCAAGGAGAUGCAUGAUCCCUAAAGGACUUACUCACUGGAUCAGGUUCUGGUGGAUUGACAUGCUCUUUUUUUCCAUUUCAAAGGCAGAUCGGGCGGUGCCGAGAAAAAUUUCCUUACUAGAUGACAUUUCAUCGCAAUGUCCGAUCGUUUGGGGCAAAUAACCAAGGGCAAGGAUGGGAAAAGCAAGUAUUCGACUCUCAGCCUGUUUGAUAAGUAUAAAGGAAAAUCAGUAGACGCAAUUCGAUCCUCAGUUAUUCCUAGACAUGGCUUACAGAGUCUCGGAAAAGUUGCCACAGCCCGGCGUAUGCCACCGCCUGCAAACCUGCCAAGCUUAAAGUCUGAAAACAAAGGAAACGACCCAAACAUUGUUAUAGUACCCAAGGACGGAACGGGAUGGGCAAACAAGCAGGAUCAGCAAGACCCAAAGAGUUCCAGUGCAACGGCCUCUCAGCCGCCGGAGUCGCUGCCGCAGCCGGGUUUGCAGAAAUCUGUCUCCAAUUUACAGAAACCGACACAGUCAAUCAGUCAGGAGAACACAAAUUCAGUGCCAGGUGGACCAAAGUCAUGGGCACAGCUGAAUGGAAAGCCAGUAGGACACGAAGGUGGUUUAAGGGGCUCAAGCCGACUAUUAUCCUUCUCUCCCGAGGAAUUUCCGACGCUGAAAGCAGCUGGAGGGCAGGACAAGGCUGGCAAAGAAAAGGGCGUCUUAGAUCUGUCGUAUGGGCCAGGACCAAGCCUCCGCCCUCAGAAUGUGACAAGCUGGAGGGAGGGCGGUGGGCGAAACAUAAUUUCUGCCACGUCUCUGAGCGCCUCCCCAACUGAGCUGGGCAGCAGGAACUCGAGUACGGGAGACGGAGCCCCCUCCUCGGCAUGCACCAGCGAUUCUAAGGACCCCUCUCUCCGCCCGGCUCAGCCUGUUCGCAAAGGGGCUUCACAGUUCAUGGGAAAUGCAUACCACCCACCUACAUACCAUGACAUGCUUCCUGCUUUUAUGUGUUCGCCACAGUCGUCAGAGAACCAGGGUACGGUGGAACGAGGAUCUUUCCCCCUUCCCCAGCUCCGCCUGGAGCCCCGCGUUCCUUUUAGACAGUUCCAGAUGAAUGACCAAGACGGAAAAGAAAACAGGCUGGGAAUGACUCGCCCGCCCCGCCCACUAAGGCAGCUGGUGGAGCGGGCUCCCCGACCCACCAUCAUCAAUGCGGAAAACCUCAAGGGCCUCGAUGAUCUGGACACCGACGCCGACGAUGGCUGGGCAGGCCUCCAUGAGGAAGUGGACUACUCUGAGAAGCUGAAGUUCAGUGAUGAUGAGGAGGAGGAAGACGCCGUGACGGACGGCAGGCCUCAGUGGAACAGCUGGGACCCAAGAAGGCAGCGGCAGUUGUCAAUGAGCUCUGUAGACAGUGCUGAUACCAAGAGGACCCAAGAGGAAGGAAAGGACUGGGGUGAAACAGGGGGCAUGACCCGGGUUAUCCGGAAGGUGCCGGAACCUCAGCCACCAUCCAGGAAGCUUCACAGCUGGGCGUCAGGCCCUGACUACCAGAAGUCCUCAAUGGGCAACGUGUUCCGGCAACAGUCUGUCGAAGACAAAGAGGACAAGCCACCCCCACGGCAGAAGUUCAUCCAGUCAGAGAUGUCCGAGGCCGUGGAACGUGCCCGGAAACGCCGGGAGGAGGAGGAGCGCCGAGCCCGGGAGGAGAGGUUGGCUGCCUGUGCUGCCAAACUCAAACAGCUGGACCAGAAGUGUAAGCAGGCUCAGAAGGCAAGCGAGGCCCAGAAGCAGGUGGAGAAGGAAGUGCCCCGGUCUCCGGGCACCGAGAAGGUGCCCCCACAGGAGAAUGGCCCUGUUGUCCGCAAAGGCUCCCCUGAGUUCUCUGCCCAGGAAUCCCCCAACACACUUUCAGAAGAGGCCCCCACAGUUCCUGCGGCUGUGGCUCAGAAUGGCAGCAGUGAGGAGGGGGCCAGGGAGGCUGGGUCCCCUGCACAGGAGUUCAGCAAGUACCAGAAGUCACUUCCUCCCAGAUUCCAGCGGCAGCAGCAGCAGCAGCAACAGGAGCAGCUGUACAAGAUGCAGCACUGGCCGCAGGUGUACCCUCCACCCUCCCACCCGCAGCGCCCCUUCUACGCACACCAUCCUCAGAUGCUGGGCUUCGAUCCCAGGUGGAUGAUGAUGCCUUCCUACAUGGACCCACGGAUCACACCCGCUCGGACCCCAGUGGAUUUCUACCCCUCGGCCCUGCACCCCUCAGGACUGAUGAAGCCCAUGGUGGCCCAGGACUCUGUCAAUGGGACUGGCUGUCGAUCUGAGGAUCAGAGCCGUGUCCCCCCACUGCAAGAAAGAAAAGUGACCGCCAUAGAUCCAGCCCCUGUGUGGAGUCCCGAGGGCUACAUGGCAUUGCAGAGCAAGAGCUACUCGCUCCCUCACCCAAAAUCCAGCGACACCUUGGCCAUGGACAUGCACGUCAGGAGUGAAAGCUCUUACUCUGCCUCACCCGGAAGGUCAGGGGGCGUAAGUGCCCAGCGCGAUCUCCUUGAGGAGAGAGUGGAGGAGUACUUGAGUGCUUUUGACAAGAAGGCCCAAGCAGACUUUGACAGCUGUGUCUCUUCUCAAAGAAUAGGCCAGGAGCUUUUGUUUCCACCCCAAGAAAAUGUACAGGAAGCAGGUGCUCCUGGGGGUCACACCCCAAACCUCAGGUGUUCCCCACUGGAGCCCGACUUUGCCCCAGCUGAGAAAAAGCCAGAGUAUAGCAAUUGGGACGUUAGCCACCAGCCCAAGGCCGCUGACACAGCCAACAGUGUGGAGGAGGAGGCGCCCCGGGAGGAGCCGCCCUUUCACGUCUCCUCCUGGGAGAAGGAAGGGAGCCCCCACAAACAGCCGUCCCUGGAGCCUGAGUGGACCCCUGAGUCCCGGGGCUCCAGCAGCCAGCACCAGGAGCAGACCAGCAGGACCCGGAGGUCGGGGCCCAUCAAGAAACCCGUGCUGAAGGCCCUCAAGGUGGAAGACAAGGAGAAGGAACUGGAGAGGAGCAAGCAGGAGCCUGGGGAGGAGAGCGCCCGCCUGGCCAAGGAGGCGGCGCAGAGCCACCCAGCGGAAAAGGACCCGGACGCGGAGAACGACCCCACGCUGGCCAACACUGCCCCCUCCGCCUCGGAGGCCCAGGGCACGGCCCGUGCUCGGCCUGGCUGCUCAGCCAGCAAGCCUGAAGAGGACGAGACGCCUGAUAGGACCUGGGAGCCCAGACCCUCCCGGGAGCCCAGCGACACGCCCCUGACGAAGAGGAACAACUGGAUCUUCAUCGAUGAGGAGCAAGCCUUUGGGGGCCGAGGGCAGGCCCGGAGCCGCGGCCGCGGGUUCCGAGAGUUCGCUUUCCGUGGCCGGCCCGCUGGCGGCAGCAGCCCUGGCAUCUGCGGUGGGGGGAUCCUUGGGGCCCGGGGCAUCUACACCAAUAGCCAGAGAAGCAGCCGGGGCCGGGGACUACGUGAGUUUGGUCAGCCCGAGGACUUCUCCAGAGCCAAGCCCCGGCGCCGCAUUGCCAGCGAGACCCACAGCGAGGGCUCCGAAUACGAAGAGCUUCCCAAGCGGCGGCGGCAGAGAGGCUCGGACAGCGGCCAUGAAGGCUCACUCCUGGACAGGGAGGAGGGCGUCUCGAAGAAAGGUGACUUCAAAGACUCUUGGCGGUCCAACAAGAUGUACUCCGAUGACCACAGCAGUCUGGAGGCGAAGAACAGAGGCCCUCGGGCCUUUGGACGAGCCCUCCCUCCCCGGCUGAGCAAUUGUGGCUACGGGCGGAGAACCUUCAUGUCCAGAGAGGUGGCCCACUGGCAGAGCAAGAGUCCUGGCACCUGCUGGCAGGACCAUGGCUCCCCUGACACCUGUGGCUCCCGGCGACCCACAGACAGAGACUACAUCCCAGAGGCCUACAGACACUCUGACUCAUUUGGUGCCAGGGCCUUCGAGGACAGCCGCCUGGAGGACAAGAGGGCCUUCUUCCAAGAUGACCACGUGGCAGAUUCUGAGAACGCAGAGAACCGGCCCUUCCGGAGGAGGCGCCCCCCGCGCCAGGACAAACCCCCUCGCUUUAGGCGCCUCCGGCAGGAGCGCGAAUCCUUAGGCCUGUGGGGGCCUGAGGAGGAGCCCCACCUGCUGCCAGGUCAGUGGCCGGCUAGGUCCAAACUGUGUACUGGGGACAAGAGUGGCACCGUGGGCCGCAGGUCCCCUGAGCUUUCCUACCAGAACUCCUCUGACCAUGCCAAUGAAGAGUGGGAGACUGCCUCUGAGAGCAGCGACUUCAGCGAGAGGCGUGAGCGGCGAGACGGCCCCGGGGCCGAGCCCGGCUCCCAAGUGGAUAGCAGCCUGCCUGGGGCCAACUUGGGGGAGAAGAAGGAGUUGGCCAAGAGGAGCUUCUCCGGUCAGAGACCCCUGGUGGACAGACAGAGCCGGAAGUUGGAGCCGGGAGGGUUUGGGGAGAAGGCUGUUAGGCCAGGUCACGGUGGUGACACUCCUCCCCGUUAUGAGAGCCAACAGAGUGGGACGCCUUUGAAAGCCAAAAGGACCCCGGACGAGGCCUUGCCAGGAGGUCUGGGCUGCAGCAGUGGGAGUGGCCACUAUACCCUGGAACGGGCAGCCCAUGCCACCUCUGACAUCCCUGAAGCCUCCUGUGAGAAGGCAGAGGAAACCACGCUGGCUGCUCAGAGGGCAGGCGAACAGGGAGAGGCCAUGAAGCAGUUUGACCUAAACUAUGGAAAUUCCAUCAUCGAGAAUUGUGGGUCCAGCCCAGGGGAGGAGACUGAGGUGGGCUCCAUGGUAGGUGAAGGCUUCAUCGAAGUCCUGACCAAGAAGCAGCGACGCCUACUGGAGGAAGAGAGAAGGAGGAAGGAGCAGGCUGUGCAGGUGCCUGUCAAAGGCCGAGGCCUUUCCUCCCGUAUUCCUCCUCGGUUUGCGAAAAGGCAGAACAACCUGUGCCUGGAGCAGGGCGAUGUGCCUGUGCCAAGCAGUAGCUUGGGCACUGAGAUCUGGGAGAGCAGCGGCCAGGCCCUGCCUGUUCAGGCCUCAACCAGUGACUCCUGGACUAAAGCUGCCACUGCCUUCAACAGCACCGAGUCCGGCUCUGCCGAGCCGGGCUUUAAGAGCAGCCAGGGAGAUAGUGGUGUCGACUUGAGCGCUGAGUCUCGAGAGUCCUCUGCGACCUCUUCGCAGCGGAGCUCACCGUAUGGCACAAUGAAACCAGAGGAGAUGAACGGGACCGGCCUCGAGCCCAAGGCUGACAGCCACAAGGAGCAGGCUCAGAAGCAACCUGAGCAAAAGGAUUCAGAACAAGGCUCAGGACAGAGCAAGGAGCACAGACCGGGACCCAUCGGCAAUGAGCGUUCUCUGAAGAACAGAAAGGGCUCGGAGGGCGCCGAGCGGCUGCCAGGGGCUGUCGUCCCACCUGUUAACGGAGUGGAGAUUCACGUGGACUCCGUGCUCCCAGUGCCGCCCAUCGAAUUUGGAGUUAGUCCAAAAGACUCCGACUUCAGCCUGCCACCAGGUUCUGCCUCUGGUCCCCCAGGGAAUCCGGUUGUCAAGCUCCAAGACGCCUUGGCCAGUAACGCUGGGUUGACACAGAGUAUUCCCAUCCUGAGGCGUGAUCAUCACAUCCAGAGGGCCAUCGGCCUCUCCCAGAUGUCCUUCCCCACUGCUGACCUCACUCUGAAGAUGGAGUCUGCGCGUAAGGCUUGGGAAAACUCGCCCAGUUUGCCGGAGCAGAGCUCUCCAGGAGGUGCUGGCUCGGGCAUCCAGCCCCCAUCUUCUCUGGGAGCCUCCAGCGGGGUCAACUACAGCUCCUUUGGCGGAGUUUCCAUGCCACCCAUGCCUGUGGCCUCCGUAGCACCUUCUCUUCCAGGCAACCACCUGCCGCCUCUCUACCUGGAUGGCCAUGUGUUUGCAAGUCAGCCCCGGCUGGUUCCUCAGACGAUACCUCAGCAGCAGAGUUACCAACAGGCUGCCGCUGCCCAGCAGAUCCCCAUUUCCCUUCACACGUCUCUACAGGCUCCAGCCCAACUGGGACUGAGAGGCGGGCUGCCCGUCUCCCAGUCACAGGAGAUCUUCAGCUCCUUGCAGCCCUUCAGAUCUCAGGUGUACAUGCACCCUAGCCUGUCACCGCCCAGCACCAUGAUCCUCUCUGGAGGCACAGCCUUGAAGCCUCCGUACUCUGCGUUCCCCGGCAUGCAGCCCUUAGAGAUGGUGAAGCCCCAGUCUGGCUCACCCUACCAGCCCAUGAGCGGAAGCCAAGCCCUGGUCUACGAGAGCCAGCUCGGCCAGGCUGCUAGUCUGGGUGCCUCCCAGAUGUUGGACUCCCAGCUCCCACAGCUGACGAUGCCACUGCCUGGCUCCCAGCUGCCUCUGCCUCGAUAUGGCUCUGGGCAGCAGCCCCUGAUCCUGCCACCAUCCAUCCAGCUGCCGCAGGGGCAGAGCCUCUCUGUUGGGGCCCCCCGCAGAAUUCUUCCACCUGGGUCCCAGCCUUCGGUCCUUAACACCAGCAGAGAGUCCUCUCAGAUGGAGAUGAAGGGCUUCCACUUUGCCGACAGUAAACAGAAUGUUCCUUCCGGAGGCUCUGUGCAGUCACCACAGACCUACAGGCCUAGCUCUGCUAGCCCCAGUGGGAAGCCCUCUGGACCAGCAGUUAACAUGGGCUCUGUGCAGGGACACUACGCUCACCAGGCAAAACCACGAGUGGAUGAAAAGCCCAGCCUGGGAGCCGUGAAACUGCAGGAGGCCCCCUCGGCCGCCCCCCAGAUGAAGCGAACAGGAGCCAUCAAGCCUCGGGCGGUGAACGUGGAGGAGAGCAAGGCCUGAAGGUGCUCCGCCGCACCGCCUCACCGCGGGGACAGUGCUGCCCUCGGCCUCGCCUCAGCACAGAUGCUCCGGAAUCUCAGCAGCUCCUCCGUCCAACCACCUGGCCCAGGCGGAGAGAAGUCCCUUCUCUUCUCCACUCCUGAAAGCUCCGACGUCCAACCAGCUUGCACCGUGGAUGUGUGGCGUUGACCUGCUUGCUUUAAUACGGAACAAACAGCAAACGACCCCAUCCCGCCUCCUUCUCGCCUGGCCUGUGUGAGGACUUGAGCCUCGAUCAGCGCAGAGCAGCCCCCCUCCCCCACCCCCCGCAUCGGGGCUGCUCCUCAGCCAGGCGGGUGCUUUUUCUCAGUGCUUCCUACCCCCCGUCCCCAGCAGGGUGGUGUGGCAGCAGGGUCCUUUCAGUUUGAAGCUAUUUGUUUUAAAAAGCAGCUAAGGUUUUUACAAAGGAGGAGGGAAAACAAAACACGAGCUAUGUCUGUGCAGCUGAACUAUAUGUGCUCUUUGCCAGCCUCUCCCAGGCUCUCAUGUUCCAGUGCUUUCCUUUCCCUUUCCUUUUUUAAGUUGAUGUGUCACUGCAACACUCCCUCCUGCUCUCUCUCGGCUGGUUAGCUUUUGAGGUUACAUAAGACACUGGCCUGCGCACCCUGGUAUCCAGCUGCGUGCUCUGGAAGUCGUGGGCUCCAGCCUGGCCCAGAGGCUCAUGGGCACCCCAGUGAGGUGGAGUUUAGCGUACGAAUUUCUGUCCUGGACUCUUCUAAAGCCAGUGGACAUGCUGACUGCUGGCCCCAUGGUGAAUUAGAGCUACAGUCACUGGUGUGUUUCAGGUUGGCCUGGACGUGUGAGCA
Molecule: messenger RNA, 7749 nt
Organism: Miniopterus natalensis
Lineage: Eukaryota; Metazoa; Chordata; Mammalia; Chiroptera; Miniopteridae
Source: RefSeq, a predicted model, not a curated record